Molecule: messenger RNA, 384 nt
Organism: Closterium sp. NIES-65
Lineage: Eukaryota; Viridiplantae; Streptophyta; Zygnematophyceae; Desmidiales; Closteriaceae
Source: the annotation of a GenBank genome assembly
AUGUCGGUAAUGUAUCCAUCGGCGUUGCACGUGAUGCCCUGCAUCUCCUCGCACGUGUUGGGGCUAACGGCGAGGAGGAAGAAAGAGGAGGAGGAGGAGGAGGAGGAGGAGGAGGAGGAGGAGGAGGAGGAGGAGGAGGAGGAGGAGGAGGAGGAGGAGGAGGAGGAGGAGGAAGAGGAGGAGGAGGAGGAGGAGGAGGAGGAGGAGGAGGAGGAGGAGGAGGAGGAGGAGGAGGAGGAGGAGGAGGAGGAGGAGGAGGAGGAGGAUUCGGCAGCGGAGGACCGGACCGGACCGGAAUCUCAAAGCAAAAGGGUGGCUACCGAGACUCACGACUUCAGCCCAUCAAAGCUCGGAAGCCCAUCAAGCGGAGCUUACAGUGGGUAG